Molecule: messenger RNA, 284 nt
Organism: Entrophospora sp. SA101
Lineage: Eukaryota; Fungi; Glomeromycota; Glomeromycetes; Entrophosporales; Entrophosporaceae
Source: the annotation of a GenBank genome assembly
ACAAUUCGAACAACUCCUCAAUAUUGUCAUCUCUUCCUAAUUCACUAUCAUCAAAUUCCACAGGAUCUACAUUUAAACGUUGGUCAAGAUCAGUAUCCAUUCGUCGACAGAAAUCAGGACAUGAAAUUCCAGGAACUCUUUCUAACGAUAAUCGUAAUAACAGUCAACAAAAAAAAUCAUCUGAUAUUUCCAGUUCACCACCACCUCCACAAAUACCCUUAUCACAAUUACCACCAUUGCCACCAGAUACAGAUGAUGAUAUAACAGGUCCGCAAAUUCAAUAG